Messenger RNA from Micromonas pusilla CCMP1545, 645 nucleotides. RefSeq lists its product as uncharacterized. The transcript has 2 exons. NCBI's taxonomy places the organism in Eukaryota, Viridiplantae, Chlorophyta, Mamiellophyceae, Mamiellales, Mamiellaceae. Bases 1 to 645 code for a protein of 214 amino acids. The record is from RefSeq and is a predicted model, not a curated record.
AUGUCGACGCCCGCUCGCGCCUCGCUCGCUCGCCGCGCGCUGACCGCGCUCGCGACCGCGUCGCGCGCGCCGUCCACCUCGCGCGUCGCCGUCGCCGCCGCGCCCAUAACCUUCCGCGACGCGCCGCGCCCUCGAUCAUCGACGUGUUCGACGUCGACGUCGACGACGCGAACCUUCGCGUCGUCGUCGUCGUCGUCGUCGUCCCAGCGCGACGCGAGCGGCGAGGGGUUCAACCCGGACGACCUCCUCGCGCCGCUCAGGGCGAAGGUCGAGCGGCAGGUCGCCGGGCUCACCGAGGAGACGCCCGCGCGCGCGGCGAUGCGACGAGACGAGGAGAGACGACGCGGCCAAGGACUUUACUUCCCGGCGUUCGUCUCUCUCCGCCCAGGGUCCCUCGCUCACAAUCCCGACACACCUCGACGCCUUUCAACUCCGCUUCUGACGCCUUUCAACUCCACGACCCGACCCCAAGGUGGCCACCAUCCAAACCGCGGGGACGGCGGGUCGGACGACGACGCGACGGCGACGGCGACGGCGACCGCGGGGGGGAUGAAGGACGGCGUGGAGGAGGUGAACGGGCCGCGGGGGUUAGAGCCGACGCGGUUCGGGGACUGGGAGCGCGGCGGGCGAUGCAGCGACUUUUAA